AUGGUCGACGCGAUUGACGAUCCCAUUGACUAUCUUGGUGAAAUCGCCUUCGAACGACUUUAUGUUAUAGAAGCUGUGCGUGAAAGUCUGUGUAGAUUUCAAUUCUCGAAAAGAAUAGUGCAACAUGAUACACACACGAGUACCCGGCAUGGAACGUACAGAAAAGGCAAGUGAGGAGGGCCUACAUGAAUGAUGUUAAGAUAUUUUUUAAGCUUACCUCUCUGGCGAUUUUUCUGCUAAGGUUUUACUGAUUAAGCUUACAAUUCGAUUUUUCGAUUUGAGGAGAAAAAAAAAAGUGCUACUAUACAUAUGAUCUGAUAAUAAUUUCUGCGUAAGCUAUCCGUCGUGGCUUUGUCAAGCCUCCGUGUAAUCGUGUACCAACUUAACAGAGAGGGGAUUAUGUACGUGUAGCUAGGAUAACAAAAAUGUAUGUUUUAAUAAGAGACAUCAUUGUCUAAAGAAAAUUACCAACGGUAUGCAAAGACAUGUGUAAUAUAUGGAUAUGGAUAUUCGGUUAAUAGGUUGCUUGACUUAAGUCAGGGUUCUGUGUAUGAAUGUGCAGAGCUUAAUAUGGAAUUUGUUGACAGUGAGCUGCAGUGAACUCGAGCGUACUCUUUAAGCAAUCAUCAGACUAGUUUUGACUGGGCGAUCACAGUUCAUUUAUUUUGUGAGAAUUUAACUUCCGUAACAAAUGGAGCAAAGAACGUGUUCUUUGGGUACAUUUUGCGACAUGUGGGAUCCACUUACUCAGCAGGUCUAUAUUGUGGUUUCGUCAAUGCAGAGUUUCUUAAAUAGGCAUUCAUUGUACGUUGCAGUAGGCCGGUUUUUUUUUUUUUUUUUGCCCUCUUCAUGAUUUUCCAUUUGAGAUCAUUUUCAAAAAUGUUGAAAGUUGUAGAUUUUUAUGUAAUAUUUAAACCUUUUCUUUCACUAUUAAAAGGGUGUUGACAUUGCUAAUUGUAGGGGCACUUUUUGCUAAAGAAGAGAGGCGAGGUGGCCUCACAGUAGGCUUGCUGGACUCUUGGUGAAGACCUGACCAGAUCAUUUUCUUAUGUUCAUGGCAAGACAUCUAAUUCUAACAGUGCCUCUUUGAUGCAAGAGUGUAAAUGGGUAGGGGCAAACUGUCUGGGAGACUUGAUUAAGUGUUUUGGGGUAAUUCCAAUAAACUACAUCCCAUUCAGAGGGAGUGGCAAUACUCUUAGUUCGUAUUUCAUCUAGAAACUGGGAUAAGCACCACUUGGCUAGGUGGCAGACUCGACCAUAACCUUGAUUUUGCUAAAAGAAUAACAACAUUUCAGGUCAAAAUAUUUUGCCUUCAUAACAGCUUCUUUUGGUGAUAGAAGGAACCCUGUGCCAUUUGAGUUUUGCAUUGCCAUUUUUGGCAUGAUUACCCCCAUGAAAAAUGGGAAGCAAUACUAUCUUCAAAUAUCUUUCUUCUUAGUUUCACUAUUGCCAGAUAACUAAAGGUUUGUCUGUCAACAAAAAAGGUGCCUUUCAGGAAUAUUAUCUUAAGCCCACUUCUUUAAAAGAAACUAUGGAAAAAUAUAUAUCAUUGUAAACCUUAUAACAUAUAGAUUAUGAGAAGAACAAAGUUUCAACAGUUGUUGUUUUGGUAAGCAUGUGUGAGCCUUUAAACACUUAUCAAUAAAGGGCAAAAUUACUGAGCGCUGAUUGGUUGAGAGAGAGGGCAUUUUUUCUUAAUCGAGGGCAUUUUUAGUUAUCAAGAGAGGGCAUGAUUACCUUGUUCAGUUAAAAGCACUUUGUUGUUUUUCUGUUGGCAGAAACGCUCUGUUGAAAUGAGCUUUGUUUUCUAGACUUUUGGCAGUGUAUCACGACACAGUUUUGGAGAAUAAAAUUUCAUUGAAUCGAUUGGUCAGUUCAAUUUGAUUGAUGAUUUGCCGUAGCGCUAAACAGGCUUAAUUCCCAGAUAAAAAUAGACUGCGCACGUGAUUUUCCUUCGUAUAAAUUUUGCCCUUUAUUGAUAAACAAGUAAUCCCAUGAGACCUCGUACUAUUAAGGAUUAAUUGCACUUGAGUUUUCAAAAUUUUCCAAAUUGCCCUCGUCGCUUCGCAACUCGGGCAAUUUUGGAAGAUUUUGAAAACUCUCGUGCAAUUAAUCCUUAAUAGUACUUGUCCUCAUGUGAUUACAUAUACAAAACUGAUGCUUUAUGCAUACUGAAUUACCAGCCUUUGCAUUACCAAACUGGGCUGUGUCAGAUGAUAAGCUAACCUAAUGUGUGAGGCUUUUUUCAUAUUUCUAUUGGUUCCUUAGAAAAUUUAUUUAAAGUUGGACAAUAGAAAUUAUUACACUUGUGGACAAAUACAUUGAAAUACAUAAACUACCCUUCAGUGGGAUAAUAUCUGAUGGAUAUUCUGGUAAAGUUACAUUAAAAUCAGACAAAUCUAUUUACCCUACUGAUUUGUUUUAAUGGAGGUAACUUGCUUAAAAACAAGCCUCAAAUUUUUUGCCCUCCAGAGAAGUUUACAUCAUUUUAGGGCAUCAAUGCAGGAAUAUCACCAACCAUUGAAAUGCAACAGAGAACCUCUUGGCAAGUUUUGUUACGAAAAAGUCCUUGAAAUUUGCAUAAAAGGUCCUUUGCAACUUAGCCAUAGAAAGUAAAUUUUAUAAUGGAUAAAACAACAUUAAAAAUUCCACAAAUUUAUAGUGCACAAGUAAAAAACUUAAAAACAUCUUAUUUAUAGAGUUUUGAAAAGAGACAUGUUUUGACAUUUGCUUGAUUUCAUUGUUGAGACAAAAGUAAAAUAUUAUAUGGGACUUGGAGCAAACUUGUGUAUUAGAAUUUUCCUACUUUUGCAGACAAAAAUAUAUAGCAUAUGACAGUUACUAUGGAAAUGGUCUGGCAAAAAUACCAACCAAGUAAUAACUAAUCAGAAGGCUCUGACCUCAGGGCUACCUUGCCAUAUAAUAAUAUGAUAAAUUAUUUGAGUGCAGUGAGGUAAAAAUUGUCAGCUUACAUACUGCUACACUCUACUAUUAGUGCUUUAUAAACUUCCUAAGGUUAUUCUGAAAGAUCUGUUUACUGUAUGAUGUGAAUUAUUAUGUUGCAAAGUUUAUUUUUGAGGACAGACCAAUUGGUAUUUUGACCACAAGCAGUCACAUUUAGUAGAAGGGCCUCACAGAGUCUUGUCAUGGUAUUACCUCCAGGUGUCCCAGUUGUUGAAACAUUAUAUUCUUAACCUUUACUGGCAAAUUAAAGGGAAAUUGAAUUGUGAAAAAACUGUUUUAAUGGAAAUUGAUGAGGAUUGUGAGAAGCUUUAUUAUAGUGUUCUGUUUUGCAGAAGACCAAUGAGUAGUGGUCUCUUAGAACAUGUAAGAGAGAUUAUUUUAGGUAGCCAUGUUUUGUGGUAUGCAUUCAUGUUGCAUAUAUCAAAUGAAGCUGUAGUUAGGUUAACAUGGAUUAAUUAUCUUAUCUACUGAGAUUAUCUUUCAUCACUAGUUUUCUAUAACUACAAUCCUUAAGUCGUCUAUUUUCAUUUAGGAACCUAUGGAAGAUGAUCUCACGGAAUUCAAUCUUUUACAGAAAAGCAGUGGUAAGAGCUAAUCUGCAAGUAUAUUAUUACAAAUAUAAGUAGAACACUUGAGUGUGUAGAAUGCCUACAAUUGUGUGUGAGCCUAAAAUGAGUGUAACAGGCAGAAAAAGUUUGCUGGGUGGCCUCCUUGUUGUGAGUAUGCAAUUGGGCCAUUAAAGAUCACUGUCACAGGAUUUAUCAGAAAUGAAAGGCAGCCCUUUGCUAUUGACAUUCAUUGUGGAAAUAUUAAAAAAGUUGGUGCAUAAUUUAAAAAACAGAGCUUUCUCAUACAGAAACACAAAACACUCUCAAAAUUUAAUAUAUUAGAUGUUUUAGUUUUGUUGAAAAAUGCCAUGUCAUAGGGCCUAGUUUCCAGAGUCAUAAUGAAAUUCACCAACCUUAGUCUACUAAUAACAUGAGAGCAUUUGAAUGAGUUGUAAAGAAAAUUGCAAUGGAUUAUGGAUGUUAUGGAUUUUCCAUUAGUUUUUACAAAGAAAAGAUCUAGGAGGCAGAGGCUGCCAGCUGCAAGGGAAAGGAGUUCAUUAAGAAGUCUUAUUAAGUAAGUACAUAUGGCCCCUAUUUACACAUACUUUUAAGUAGUAGCUAAAAGCUGGAGCUGUAAGUUUUGUAACUGCUCAUUUUUUAUGCACAACAGUAGUUGUCCAAUACUGUUGCACUUUCACAGACAAUCAGUCGAGAUUGAUGGAGCACUGAUCACCUCACAUGCAAACUAUCAACUCUGCAUACUAUCCAUAUGCUGAACUCAUCAUGAGCUUGUAUAUGUAGGGUAUUAAGCAAAAGUAAUGCAAACAUCUUUCAACAUAUUAACCACCUCUAUAGGGCUUUUCCAUGAAGUUUGCUCAAAACCAAAUUUCAGUCGCAUCGUGGCAAAUAUUUUGAGGUUAUUUUUUUCCUUGAUCUGCUUGAACUCCAAGUUUGGCAAUAAUGUGCUAGGGAUAUUAAAUAGUUCCUUCAACUAUUUACUUCAAUGCCAUAUUUUUAAAAGGCAAACUACCUCAUGAUAAAACUUCUAUAUUUUCUAGCUGUGGUUUUCAUGGGUAACUCACUUUUAAUGUAACAUGUGCAUGUAAAGACAUAGUAAACAAAUACAUCUGCAACACAAUAUACUAAUGAUGGCAUGAGCUAUGCUGAAAAGUGUCUUUAAAAUGUAUUAUUGUUAGUUUGAAGUUUAUUUUGAUUCUAUUAUUAUCAUGAAGUUAUGAAAGUAUCAUUUAGUGUGUAUAUAUGUCAAUUUUGCAUUUUAAAUCUGUUACACUAAUAAUUGAUCAUUAUCACAAACACAUGAUUAUUAGUAAAUGUAAGUUUAUUGCAUUUGUGUUCUGUCUUUAUUUUUUGUCAUCUGGAUUAUGAGUCUCUGAUCACUUAUUUUUUUAGUUUCAUGAAGUCAGUUGUUGGAAAGGAUUUGACAAAAGUUACAAUGCCAGUUCAUUUCAAUGAGCCACUAUCAUUUCUACAGGUAAGAGUAUAAUGUUGUAAAUAAAUAUGCCUUAUCGACCAAGCAUGAGGGUAAAUCAAGUGGUUAUAUAGUGUUAGUCCAGGUUGAGAUGUCAUGGUCAUUCUCUGAUGAAACCUUUUGAACUACAUCCUCAUUGCAGCAUAAGAGAACAAUUUAUGAUUGAAAACAGUUCAAGUAACAAAGAUAUAACCUUUAAAGAAAGGAACCAAACAAAUAUGAAAAAAAUUAAAUACAUUUUGCUCUUUAAGCACUGUUUAACAAAGCCAAAGAACUUAAGAGGUGCUGCAAAGCAAAUGGUAAUGAAGUUUUGCAUUGGGUAUGGUUUGCAACUUUAUCACAGAGACAGCUGAUUCAUUAUUUUUUGUUGUCGUAACAUUAAGACAGUAUUUUCAAAACAAAAAGCAUCAAACAAAGAGAUUUUUUAAUGUCAAGGUCAAGUUUAUUCCUGAGAAGUCUUAAUUCCUAAUAACAUAUGCUCAGAUUUCAGUGUGAGAAUCCCUUCAAUUAAAGUUGCUGCUGAAAUACCAGUCAGAGGUCAUGGGUUUAACUCCCUUACAGGCCUCUGUGAAGUUUUUUUUCUUCUUUUUUUUAAGGCCUUAUUUUCACAUCUGCUUAAGUGGUUUCAUCACUGCAAAGAUCACUCUCAUAUUCAAUCAUUGUCAGUGAUAUACACAUUAGGAUUUCAAAGAUAAAAACUUAAAAGUAAAAGAUUCAUAAAAAUUCAUGAGACACCUGAAUUUGCAUUGCAUAUAAAAGCUGCUCAGCACAUUCAUCCUUUUCCUUUGUCUGAAAAAAUCAUAAGGAUUUAAUUUGGUGAUGAAUGAACAUACCACACCAAACCUCAUAUGAUGGCUGUUGUUCAAAUAGAAAACUUUUGUUUCUGUCCUCUUAGUCAAAUAAUGUACUUUUAAUAACAAGAAAAGAAGACUAGUACUUGUAAGACUGAGUACUGAGUUAGAUUUAUUCAGAUAUUAUGAAAACAAAGGACUAAUACCAGAAAUUGGAAAAUAUUUCCGUGCAUACCAUUAAAUAAAUCAGUCAAUUCAUCAUCUCCAUCAAACUAAGGAGGAAAAUGAAUAAGCAGCCAAAUUUGCUUAAUUUAAAGUUUCUUGCCUAGCUUAAUUCUCCUAAAGAAAGGGCUAGUCUUCAAGAACAAUAAAAUAUUAUUGCUGAAGAAGCAAGGAAAGAGAGGUAAACCUAUAAUGUGGAGUACUGGUAGGUUUAACAGGAGAAGAAUUGAUGACAUUACAUGCAAACAAAAUAAUGUACAAUUCAGAAUGGUUUACUUACCAUGGGAUGUUGUUGAGCACUUUAAAACACUGACAGAGGUAAUGUAAAGAACAUGAGCUAGGGAGAUGUAAGGUGACAGAGAACUGCAAGCAGAGUUGAGCACUUGAAGUUCAACAAAUGACAAACAAGAUUUACAUCAGGUUCAAUUUUCACUACACAAUAAAGAAAAUCUCAGUUCCUGUGGAUGAAUUAAGCACAGUACAGGGUGGAAGCUUGUUUGUGCUCUAUAGCAUGCUAUACAUGUACUUAUCUGUUUGUUCUCUGAUAUUUGUAUAUGUACUUCCCAAGAAUCACAUGCAUCUAUUUUGCAUGUCAUAAUUUCUAUGUACAUAUAACAGCCAGUAUUAUUAGACUAAUCAAAACUUUACCAGAAUUAUCAAACAUGAUUGGUUCUGACCAGCUAGAUAAGAACCCUAAUUAAACAUUGUAAGCUUACUGUGUGAGCUUAAUAAUAAUGAAAUAAAGAUAUUUCAUAGGUUGCCCACAUUACUAGAAUUAGGUGGUUUACACUUAGUUAGUUCAUGAAUUAAUGUGAUCUAAAAAACAUUUUUCCCUUCCAAUGUACAUGUACAACUAGUAAUAGGCAGUUAGAAUGGUUGAGUAAAAUCUUAAUUUUCAAUUUUUUUCUUGUCUGAUGGUUCACUUAUCAUUCCCAUAGAGACUGGCAGAAGAUUUAGAGUAUGCUGAUGUUCUAAACAGAGCCUCAUGUAAGUCAAGUUUAUUAUUUGGCACUUCUGCCGUAAGUUAAUGGUUUCCACACACAGUUUCUAUAAAAGUAAGCUAACAGAUGUGUUAAGAACUCACAUUGGUCUAAAUAUUUAACCAAUCAAUGCUUGCUAUGCAUUUGAAUGCCUGCAAGGGAAUAUAUAUUUGGGAUAGCAGCAACUUUUGGAAAGUGUAAGGAUUUUUGUUUUACAUGGUAGUUAUGGAUAGCCAUGGAAAUUCUCUUGAAUCCUCUUCCCAGAGCAUGUUGCUCUGCUGUGAUUGUGUGGUUUCAACUACUGUAACUAUAACAAGGGCAUUUUGAAGAUGAGUUCCCACAGCACUCUGCUGUUGCACAGCUCUCCUGUUGUUCCCUCAGCAGCCUUCCUUUUACCAUGACUGUGUUUAUGGACUGUUAGGGGAACCCAUUUUCACAAAAUGUGCUAAUCACAGCUCUGCAGUCUGUUUUUAGAGACUAAAACCAAACUUAUUACUGAAAGAUUGUCAAUUUUUUUUCAACUUCUAAGCACUUCAAAGAGGAUCUUAUAUCCUAUUUUAAGAUUUCUUUAAGAAUUCAGAGACCCAGAUGCACCACUAGUCACUGCUAAUUUGAAUUAAUGCAUGUUGAUCAUGUGCAACAACACUUUUUCUAUACUUUUUUCUUUUACUUUUACACUUUACUUUUUCAUAAAUGUUGAAGAUCAUUUGAUUUCAUUUAGGAGGACUUUGUGUUUCUCGUAGAUUCCAGAUUGAACUAUAUUUGAUAAAUGACCUCAGGAGAUCUGUCUAAAGAACAUGUUCCUUAGCAUGUGACAAAAAUCAUCUGAGCAGAUGUGUCUUUUUUUAAAUUGGGAGUGUUUUGUCAAACGCAAGUUACAGUUUCAUUUUUGAGAGUGUUUUCCAAAACUACUCUACUUUAUCUCAGAUUAUUUCAACCAACAAGAAGUUGUUUUCAUAGCAACAUUUGAUUAAUGUCAUGCAUUGUUCUCAAUAACAUUUGCAUUUUGCGACUGUUCAAGAUCAUUAGAAGCACUUAAUGCCGCUCAGAUUAAAGGCAAACUGGAAAAAAAUAGGAAAACCCACUUGAAUUUUUGACGAAAACUAAAUGCUAAUUAAACCACUUAAAAUUCGUAAACCAAAAUGAACAAUCUGAUGCGAUCCAGUCCAGUGCAAUCCAGAUUUUGUUAAUGCAGCAUUGUUCACAUUGCUGAAGGUCGUACUGGUUAUUGCAGGUCAUCUUAGAAAUCACUCAAGGUCAUAUCAGGUCAUUUUAGGUCACUUCAGAAAUCACUCAAGGUCAUUUUCUAGGUCAUUUUAGGCCAUUUUAGGUCAUUCCUUGUUUUAGAAUGCAGAAUGCAUUUUUGCACUAAAGGAAAGUCUCAAAAAAUGGAAUUGAAAUAAUAGAGGAAUGUUAUUUAUAAUUGAAAUAACACACAAAAUUGAAAGAAGUAUUUGGUAAUCAUUGUAGAAGCCCAGAAGGUAGAGGAACCAGUAGGCUUUUGAGCCAGCACCUUUUUAAUGUUACAAUAUAUACUAUUGUUAUCAUUAUUAUUAUUAUAGUUAAUAUUAUUAUUUGUUACCAUUUAAUUAUUGGUUGAAUGUCAAUCAAACAAUGUAUUAUUGAUAAAUUAUAAUAAACCAUCUCAUAAGUGGAAACUUAAUAGCCUUUCUUGGUAUACAACACUGUAGAUUUCAUUACAUAAAAACUACGAUUAAAAAAUAUUAAAAAUUGAAACAUUGAUUGUAGUGUACAAUGAUAUAUAUGCAACCUCACCAAUAGAUUUUUGGUUUUGUUUUCUUUUGUUUUUACAGUUUGCAAAAAUUCGUUGGUACAACUGGCUCAUGUGGCAGCCUUUGCCAGUUCAACAUAUUCUACAGUAUUGGGAAGGUAAACUCAGUUGUAGAUGUAGAACAUGUGAAACUUUUUGACACCUGCAACAGCAUAGUUUGCAUUUCACCAUUAAUCCUAAUCACAAAGCAUUUAAGCCAUUGUUCUCUUCAAAUGUUUAUUUUAUGCACACAAAACUCUUUGCAGAUGACCAUGUUGCUCUUUUUAGUGCAAAAUUGACUGCCUUUUGAAAUAUCAUGUAGUUAGGUGGGCACCAAGAAUUUUUAUGUUAUGGCAUUAUACAGUCAGACACACAUAACUGCAUACAUACAUAACUUUUAUUAUUGAUUCUCCUUAGCUAAGGUUUUCAGUGACAGUUAUCAAUAUUAUGAAAAUAUAGGCUAUAAUUUGCGAAACAAAAUGAAACAACAUGAAAAUCUGUACUUUGCAAAGUAGAAAUCUGUAAUUUGCAAAUAGAAAACUGUUAACAAAAAAAGUCGUAAUCAGGCAGGAACUUCAAGAUAAUCUAAGAGCGUGGGUCAAGUCCAUUUUCCCCGCAAACAUGAUAUUUUAUCUACAAACAUUUUCAUCAUUUCCACAUGUAUUUCAGGUCAGGAAAUUGUCAUGUCACCCAUUUGAAUUAUUUGUUGACAACACACUUUGAUUACACUUUAUAUACAUUAAUUACAGCCACAGUGCCAGCUAAUAUGUCAAAUUACCAUUGCUCUUUCUGGCUUAAUGACUUACCUCUUCUUUCACAUAGUCAAUGCAUUGAUUUAUUCAUGAACAUAGUGGAGAUUUUGCAAGUACACCUCACAAAUUUUUCAUUUCUCACUUUCACCAGUUCUUAUUAUUAUUUGGAAGGGUGCAUAUGCAAUCCACACUUGUGGUGAACCGACAGAUUCAUUCUUCCAGCCUAUGGAGUUUUCUGUAGGAAUUAUCGUUUUGCAAAUAACAGAUUUAUAUUUUGCAUAUUACAGAUUUCUAUUUGGCAAAUCAUUUACAGAUUUCUCUUUUGCAAAUUACAGAUUUCUAUUUCACAAAUCUUACUGAUUUUCAUUUUGUUUCCUUUUGCAAAUUACAGUAAUUAAGCCAAAACAUAAAGUUAAAGUAAUAAGCUACAAGUCUACAUAUGUAUAUUACAGAUUUCUCUUUUACAAAUUACAGAUUUCUAUUUCACCAAUCAUACUGAUUUUCAUUUUGUUUCCUUUUGCAAAUUAUAGUAAGCCAAAAUAUAAAGUUAAAUUAGAAGCUAUGAGUCUUCAUAUGAAUAUUUUAGGUAAAAAUUAAAGGAAGAUUACUAGCCAGUAGGUUAUUGAGUCUUUUCAUAGAGGUGGCCAUAUUUCCACAACAAAUGAGUUUGUUUAAGGGAUUUCAUUCCAGAUUUGUGCUCUUCAAAAUGCAAACAACAACUGACCUAUGGUUAGCCUGACUUUUGCAAGGCAUAGAUUCUUGUUUUGUCUGGAUGUUUUGCUGUGGAGUCCAAUUUGAUCAAAUCAAUGCCAUGCAGUUGUUAAAUAAACUUUUGACGAAUGCUUUCAGUGUUUUUCUGUUACAUUAGGCCACCUAAAGAGCUCCAGUUGUUAUGUACAAUUGUAAAUGUUUUAGUCCAAGGACUCCAAUUCUUGCUUUAGGCUUAGAAGAGAAGGUCUGGGUCCUAAAGCUUGGUCAAUAUGAAGAAGCCCCUUUUGCAGAUUUUGCCUUUUACAAAAUAAUUGAGUGGGAUAUUUUAACACAACUUUUGCCUUAGGGGGCAAGAUACAAAUUUGAACAAACAUCUUCCUAUUACCCAAUUUUGUUGGUCCGUGAUAAAAUCUACUUGUGUUAUUACAUUAUUCCAAAUUACACAUGAUAUCAUGCGAUUACCUAUACAAAUAUUGUAAUAUUUGAAAGAGUUUGGUACCUUCACACUCCCAGAAGUUUUUCACAACUGAUCAAAUGUUCAAUCAUCCCUCCUAACCCAUUAAGGUGAUUUUCAAGAUGGGAAUGUGAAGAUACAUGUAGAUUUACUAAUUAUUGAUGGAAGAACAAAAUUGUUGACUUUAUAUAUUUACCAGUAUACAAAUUCAUUUUAAAAAAAAGAACUCAACAUUGUGACUAUAAUUACAAAAGGCUGGGGAAGGGAAAUGCAUCAGAAAAUAUGAUUAUUUCAUAUAACAUUAGUAGAACAUGGUAGAAAAACGAUUCUAAAUAAUUUUUGUGACAGCUCUUACAUGCCACCAAUUAAUGUGACUAAUUAGUUAAUGUAGGUUAUGCAUAAGUAGUCAGUAGAUGUAGUAGCUCUUGGGAUUUGUAUUCUGGGGUGCUGAACAAACCUCAAGAUACUUGUAGCAAGGAAAAACUUUUCUUUCUGCCAAGGUAAAGUCUUAGAGUCCAAAACUGUUAUAUUUCAUCCUUGCUUGUAGGUUCUGGAAACCUUUCAACCCACUUCUAGGAGAAACAUUUGAAUUUGUUAACCCCACUGCUGGAUAUGCCCUAAUUGCAGAGCAGGUUAGUGGAUGACACAGUCUCGUGGUAUUUUGUUGUUAUCUGAAUUGAUAUUUAACCAAGUGGUUGUUCAUUAAUGAAUUGGUCCCGUAAUUUGUUCCUGUGACUUGUGGUAAAUGAGAGCUUGGAUCUUAAAAGAAAGAACAAUGAAAUUAACCUUUUCUCCACAAUCCAUGUUCUAAAGGAUAAAAAAAGGUUGACCUUUGUGAAUUCUUGCGUCCCCUUUUUUCCACUUUCAGUUGCUUUAAUGAAGUCAGUCUCCAUUAAGGUGUCUGUUUCUGACACAAAAUUAAAAAUCAUAUGAAUGACAUCUCUAUGUGCAAAAGGCCUGUGUGACUGCAUCACAGCGUUGGUGUAGGCUGGUGGAUAUAUUUUUAAAAUAUUUUUUCUGACACAGAAAAGGAAUUUUAUCCUAUGACCCCAACAUGGAUAUCUUACAAAGUAUUUUAUGGUAUGUUGAUGAAAACUGAAAACCAAAUGCUAAACCAAUUAUAAAAUGCGCAAACCGAAAUGAACAGGAUCACUGAAAAACUGUACUUUUGGCACAAAAACCAAAAAACCAAUCUAAAAAAAGCCAAAACCAAAAAUCCUAAUGCUCGCCUCCUGAUUGAAGAGUGAUACAUUCCUCUUGCUUGCCUUCAUCCAAGCUGGCACUACACAACACUCCUUGACACAGCCGUGAAAGUGACUACAUGGAGUUUUGUGGCAAAAAACUUUCAAAUGGGCCUGCUCUCCAUUAUGUCACACAGACUCUGUUUUGGUUUGUUAUGCAGCAUCUCUAAUUUUCAUUGAAAAUAUUGUAAUUUUUUCACAAAAAAUUACAAUAUUUUUAUUUUGGCUUGUCACACAAAAUUUCUAAUCUUAGUUGUCAUGAUCUGAUCCAUGAUCUGAUCCAUGAUCUGUGAUCUGGUCUGUGAUCCAGUCCGUGAUCCAGUCCGUGAUCCAGUCCGUGAUCCAGUCCGUGAUCCAGUCUGUGAUCCAAUCCAAUCCAAUCCAAAUUUUGUUGAUGCUAUGGUAUGUUCAAAUGAAACUGCACAUUGUGUCCAAGGAGUUGAGCUGCAAAUGACAUCUUCUGUUUUACUACAAAUUACUCUAGCUCACUAAGAAAUUACUUGCAUUGGAGGUUUAAUUUUUAUCACUUAGAAUUAUUUUCACUCAUAUAUGAACAACCUAAAUAUCAAAAUCGUCCAGAUAUCUAAAGCAAAAAAUUCAGAACAAAUUGCUAAUAUUAUCAGGCUCAGCACAUUGUAACAUAACUCGCAUUAGCCAAAAUGGGGGCUGUCUACUGUAGUUGUGUUUUGUGUGUAGUUUCCUGACUACUAACUUCUCACUAACCUUCCUCUUCAUGCUCCAUACACCUCUCCCAUCUUACAGACAAAGGUAUAAAUUAGAUAUAAAGCUGAACUCUCAAUUAAAAGUAGCUAGAAUGGAUUUUUUAUAUUCAAUCUCGUCUCCAUCUGUAAUGCCAUUAAUAGCUUAGGACAAAACACACUGUUCCUUUCAAAUAAAAUUUAAAAGAACCUUUUCCUUUGGCAUCCACACAUGUAGCAGUGAAAACCAGAGCUAUAAACAAACAAUGGUUGAAUUGACAAAUUUACAUUAAUUUACCUUACUUAGUCCAUCCAAAUUACUGUCAAGUCGCCAUAUGGUACAACUCGCCAACACCAACUCACUGACAUAUAAAAUUGAGUAGAGACGUUGGUGAGUUGGUCUUCAAUCCAGUACAAUUUAUUAGAAGUUAAAGGUAAAGAAAAGUAAAAGAUCUUUAGUUUAAAAAGAGACAUUUUUUCUUUCUUCUAACAAAGUUUAUAUGGAUCUCAUGGCGAAUAAAGCAAAUUAAACAUCGCCAAUGACUAUGAAAGCUUCAGACGCGAACGAGUUAUUGUGUGACAACAACAACAUAUAUAAAGACUCAUUAUGUCAAUCGGUAAGGUUUUUUUUAAGAAAACUUGACUUUCUCGACAAGAUCUUUUGAAAAAAAACAAUUCUUCUUAUUUCCAACAAAGUUUAUGAGGAUCUUAAGCAAGGUAAACAUCAUCAAUGACCAAAAAAACUUAGGAUGUGAACGAGUUAUUGUGUGACAACAACACCGUAAAGACUCAUCGUGUCAACUGGAUUCUAAAGAUCUUUUACUUUUCUAUAUCUUUAACUUCUAAUAAGUUGUACUGGAUUGAAGACCAACUCACCGACAUCUCUGCUCCAUUUUAUACGUCGGUGAGUCGAACCGUCGGUGACUUGACUGGAUACCGUCUAUCCAACUGCAAUGUACAUGAAACACAACAAAAGAAAAUACUACAUGGAAUGUCAGUGUCUUAAAAAAUAUUUAACAAUUUAAGACAAAAGGAUAAAAAAACACUUUAACUAAUGGUGAUCUUCAUUGCUGUGAAAGGAAAGGAAAAAAUAAAGUCAACACUUCAUAUUAUUUUUUUUUUAGAGGGCACGGUAACAAAUCCUACAAUCUGAUUGGUUCUUUACCCAGUCAGUAUUUUCCUAUCUCUGCCCAAGAGCCAUGGUAACGCUUCCGUGAGUUGCCAAGUACAUCCCAAUUUUUGUUGCCAUUUUUCAUAGAUACAUCUCAUUUUUCUUUCUGGGCAGUAUUUUUAAGCAAACAUGUCGGUCACUACCUCAAGCCAGUAAAUAAAUUAUGAAUCCUCUCUUUUCUCUCUCUCAAAUCACUUUGAUUGACAGAAAAAUAUUGGUUUCAGAAUGAAUUUGUAUAAGCAAUAGCGCCAUUAUGUUGGUUGACAAGCAGCCUAAAAACCGUCUGCAAUUAAUUUUAAUCGUUCACAAAAAGUACAUAGAAAGUUAAAACGUGAGGUAUUUGGUUACAGGUAAACUGAACAAUGGAAAUUUAAUUCAUCUAAUAUCUGAAUUUUCUCAGCAAAGUUUUAAUUUAAGUUCUACAACAAAUAUACGCUCUUGGUGAGUCUUUCCAAGUCCGUUCAAUUUGGACAUUUGUACUGUAAAUUGCACAAUAGAAACUGAAGGAAUUUAAUGAGAAAAGGCUGCAUUAAAUCCCUGUGUGUUUUGGUAGUGUGCCAUUCAAAUUUAGUUUUUGUGAAGGAAAGACCAGAUUUACACACGCCAUUGCAGCAAACAAAUGAACAAACUCUCACAACUUCAAAAUAAAAAAUUUUCAUUUACUCACAAUUACUUUCCUCGCCGUUUUAUUGAUGAACAGAGGUAAAUCUUUGUAAAUGAAUGAAUCAUCGAUGAGAGGGAAUAAUACUUUCUGUUAGAUCAUUGACUGUUUUUGAAGAAAAAAUUGUCAUGACAGUCCUUGCCAAACUAGUUCCAUUGUUUUUCAAAUGUUCUUGCUCUUUUUUUUCUUACAUGUUCCCUAAUUGACAGGUGUCAGAUUGUGACAGAUACUUGUAAAAAUAAUGUUUCAAAGUUUGUUUGGAAGACUUUUAAAUCACCGUUAUCGUUAGGGAAAUGAAAAUGUUUCGGUGAGGCAUCUCUCUUUAAUUUGCAUCACCUCUAUUUUAACUACCGUUUACUCACUCAUAAAUUGUUCAGUUUAUGGAAGAUCUUGCCGUAUUUACAGCCCUAAAUCAUUUGGGUUCUUUCAGAAAUAAUUUCGUCAAGUUAAAAAAAAUAUAUGUUAUUUACUGGCCAAGGGUUGGUCCGUAUGGUGAAAAAUCGUGACCUCAGUCUUGAAAUACUGCCCUUGGCCUAUGGCCUCGGGCAGUAUUUUCAAGACCUCUGUCACAGUUUUUCACCAUAUGGACCUCCCAGCUGGCAAAUAACAUAUGUCUCUUUCCUGAAAUAGAGUACCAAAUUAGUUUUUAUUUGGAAGACAAGUUAGUGUACUACCAUUAUGGUGGUUUUAUCUAAUUAGAUUCACUUUUGAAAUCUGUUUAUGCAUAGGUAUCACAUCAUCCUCCUAUCUCAGCCCUUCAUGCAGAAUCUGAUCACUGGAUUUUCUGGCAGGAAUAUAAACUUGAUACUAAAUUUAGGGGACAGGUAUUACACAUUAUUUCUCAAAUUUUUAGCCCACUUGUAAAAGUAACAGAAAUGAUAAGUAUUGGGGGCACAUAAACAAGAUCUCUAUGCUUAUACAAUGCCAGACAAUAGAAUAACCUAUGAACAUGGAAACAAUGGUGGCCAGUUGAAACCUGUAGGAAAAUAUACAUAUAUUUAUAUGUAUAUAUCAUUUGAAUUAUGUAUGUGACUUUGCAUAUUCAAAAUAAAUCAUAAAGUUCUAAUAUAAUUGUUAAUAAAAGAUACUUAUACAGUUGUGUUGGAAUAUAUCAUAUGGAUGACAUAUGCCUACCUUCAUAGUUUUUGAAGGUUAUUCCAACUGGAUUGUGUCACGUGAAGUUUAAAACAGAUGGUCAUCAUUUUACAUGGCAGAAGCCAAUCACAACAAUUCACAACAUCCUUGUUGGCAGUAUUUAUGUAGAUCAGGUGAGUUUGCUUGUUUACUUCAGAGUGAUUUGCCAAAGGCAAGGCAAUAUUGUGCACUAACGAAAGAAAUGGAGUCAUAUUCACAGAACAGAAAGUCCUGUUAUUACACUUUGAAAGCAAACUGAGUUCAUUACAUUUUAAUAUCCAUUAACAUGUGAAUAUCCAUUGACAUGUGAAUAUCCAUGUAUUGUCAGUGACAAACAGUGUUAACUAAUGGUUACAAUCUUGCUAAAGAAACCUUGAAAACUAGAUCCGAAGUGAUAAGUUGCUUUAGUCAGCUUACUACAAUUUUAGUGCAAAAGGAAAUUUAAUUUAAACAAAAUACAGUAAGCUGUUUAGUUAGCAAGACUGAGCUACAUGGAUAGAGCACAAAAGCAAACUAUAUAUCCCAAAAAAACUCUUAAAACAAGUAGUGACCAUGGCCAGUUUUCUGUGGUUUUAGCCUUUCCAAUGUUUCUGGGUCAUGUUGUUGACUUGGACAGGAAAAGUGUGUAAAAAUGGUCUGGGCUAAGCCAACUUGGUUCUUCAUUUCCAUGUUUUUCAAAAAAGCAUCAAUUAUAGUGUGAAGGCUCCUCAUCCAAUAAUGUCUAAGUUUAAAUAACAUAUAUUUGAUGAUUUUAGAUGUAUAAAAUUCAUAUAUUUGUACUGUGGUGAAGAAAUGACACUAAGAGAUCCUUGCAGCUAAGAACGCUACUGAAAUGAGUAGUUGAAAAUAGGACCUGAAAAAAAAAAUUCAGGCCCAUACAGGAUUUGAACCCAUGACCUCUGCAAUACUGGUGCAGCACUCUACCAACUGAGCUAACGAGCUAAUUGGGGGCUGGUCAAUGUGUUGGGUCCAAAUAAACCAUCCACAGGGACUAAAUGAAUGAUGAUAAUUUUAGUUAUUGUUAUUAUUUAAAUUUUUAGACACUCUUUAGUUUAUUUGCACUGCCAUUUAUCGACCUAACGUGACAAAUGAAAUUAUGUAUGUAUGUAUAUAAACCAUCCAAGUGAUGAAUGAUGAUUUUAGAUAUAUGAAAUUCAUAUAUUUGCACUGCAGUUAAGAAAUGAAAUUAAGAGAUCCUUGCAGAAUACUACUGAAAUGAUAUUUGUCAAAUAAAAUUAGUGCUAAGGAUAAUUACCUAAUUUUUAUCUACUGUAGGACCCAUUAUGAUUCAACAGUGAGAUUGAAUAUGCCCAUUGCUUCCUGUACUUUGUGAAACCUAACCAAACUAAACAAACCAUCUAUAUUCAUUUUUGAAAUAGCCUAUCAAAGUUAACUUUUACCGAGUUACUAGUGGCAUUGAAGAGUACCUUUUUCGAUUGAUGAUUAACUAUGCAACAAGCAUUUCAUAUUGGUUGACUAAGGGGGAAAAAAUAGUAGUACCGAAAACAAAGACCACAAAAAGCUGAGACCUAAGACCUAAGACCUAAGACCUGAAAUUGAAGACCAGAAAACAAAGACUUGAAAAUGAAUACCCCUUUAUUUUCUUUGUUUUUUAGGAUCUUGUUAUGUAGUUUCUCACUGGAAAUAUCUAGCUGCAGUUUUAAUCUUUUUAGUAGUACAGUAUGCAAUUAAACAGUGGUUUAAAAAAAAGAACCCAAAAACACAAACCCAAAAACAAACAACUGAAGAACUCAGACCUAAAACAAAGAUCCCCUUAUUUUCCUUAAUUUUGGAUAGUGAUGAAGGAUGUGAUCAAACUCAUCUGUCAUUUGCCCCCCACUUCUUGUGAACUAAGUGCCUUUAAGAAUUGUGUAAUUCGGAAUGCAGUUGGAGAAGAAAAACUCUCCAAAGCUUCCUUGGCUGAUGUGCUUUUUGAAGUGGAACUUACUGCAUUCAAACUUCAGAGUGUCCUGCAGCACAGAAGCCACCACAUGCUCUCUGCCUGUAAGCUUUGCCAACUAGAGUGGUGCAGACAUUACACAAGCGAUGAGAGGCAGGAAACCUUCCUUCACACAACACUGAAAAGACAAAAAAUUAUGCCGUUUGUCAUGUUAGACUGGCUGCUUUGAAGAGCAGCUAGACCAGCUUUUGUAUGAAAGAAGAACAAUGCUGUAAUGCCGACUGGCAUCAGCCAGGUCAAAAGUUUACAUCACCAGCUCUGAUCUUCAUUUAGAACAAGAACAGCUGGGGGCAGCAGUUAGAAAUGUCGAAAGGCAGUACUUUUUUUUAAAAAUAAAUGAGGAAAGCAACAAAGAGGAAAGUUAAAGAAAAUAAAGUGUACACCAGUGUAGCAUUUUAUGUAAUUGUUAGCAAUUUUGCUUUUGUUUAACUGAUAAAUAGUUAAACUGUUGCUAACAGAGAAGUUAUCAAGCUUUUCACGGUUUCUUUUUUUUUUGGUAUAAAGUGUGACCCGAACUUCUUGUCUCAAGAUCAUAAAGGAGUUGUUUUUAGGUCUCUGUUUUCUGGUUUUGGGUCUUAGUUUUCAGGGGUCUUCACUUGUGCUACAACCAGGAAAAAACUUGAUGGUACCUCAAACUCUUACAGAUAAAUAGAUUAAAGUGGCCUUUUAUUGGAUUUCAUAGGAAGGAGAUGUUGUGGUGACAAAUCACUCAACGCGAGAGCAGUGUAGACUACAUUUUCAACCUGUAAGGGAAGUCCAAGAGAGCUUCAAACAGCUUUCAGGUAUUGGUAUAGCACAAAGUAGAGCUGUAUCCUUAAAUGCAAACAUGUAGAGUUCGAGAAUUAAUGUGUCUUUACUGCCAUUUGGGGAAUUUCAAUGCUGCAUCGUGGUCAUGACUCUUGAACAAAAGGGAUACACAAGGGAUACAGGAUUGUAGAUAUGGUUCUAAUUUCUACACCUUAUUGUAGUAUCACAGUGUAGUAAAACAUCAGGGAAGGGUCGGUUCGGGUCAACCUGUUUCAAAGCUUGGGCUACAUGCAGUAGGUUACAAGACUGCUGCUGUGAAGUAAGUGAGGCACACUCAACUGAACUGUAUACAUAAAGGUAACUAUAACUAAUACACUUGAUGGAGAAUACAGAGGAUAGCAAGAAGUUCUGAUGACAUAACCUAAUUAUAACACAAACACAACCAGUAUGGAACGUACAUAAAUAUUGCUGAACUAAGGCAUAAUCUUACCCUAAAUAAAUGUGUUGCAAGAAUGUUGAGCAGGAAAGCAAAAAUGAGAUUUGCUAUCCCAUGCGACACAUUAUAAGAAUACUUUCAUGUUACUACAACAACAAAGGAUCCUAUAUCAAUCUUUUUUCAGAUUAUGCUUAGUCGUUGUUAUUGCACAUUGUUCUGUCUUGCUCUGUCAGGUUUUGUCACACUUUUCUACUACAGGAAAGUACUUAGCACAAUGAUCCCCUCACCUUUGUCAAAUGGAAUGAUGAAUGAUUUUGCCUCAUUUUUGUGGUGUCCCAUAAUGAUUGGGCAAUGAGAUUGAAUAUUCAGGUCAAAUAACCAACUUGUACUUUUCUAUAUUCCUAAAUAGAGCCAGAAUUGAUGAUAUGAAAGUGAUCUUUUUUCCAGUGGUAACACACCUACAACAAUGUUAGGGAUUCAAUAAAUACCAACUUUCUCUUAUUUAAAAAUGAAGUUCCGGGCUAAAUUAGCUACAUUUCCAAGAUAUUUUAUGACUGAAUCCCUUUUUUGUGGAAGGGGUUGCAUGAGUCAUAGAGCUGGUUCAGGGUGUGGAUCACAACAUGUUGGGUAUGAUGCUUGGAGGCACUAUAUCUGCUGCAUAUAUUAAGCUAUGGUGUGUUUCCCAGGGCUCCAAUUCAGGUCUUGUCCUCUUCCUUCUAUUCACUGGUGAUCUCCCUUUGAGCUGGGAGAAAAGAAAUGAUCUAUUUGUAGAUGAUGCCACAUUCUGUGUUAAAGCAGUGACUUGCACUAAUGUUUAGGUAAAACUGCAAUGAUAUCUCUCAAGUGUAAUGGAAUUUACCCACUGGAAAAGACAACCUAUGUACACAGUGAUGAAUGGCACUUAAUAAAAGUAGUCCAGCACUGAGGACUGGACACUGGCAGUUUUUGAAUGAUAAGCAGUUGAAGAGGAGGGUCUACUGAGUCUAUAUUUAUACCAAUCCCUUUUGUGGUCAGUUUGGUUAUCUAGAAAAAUUGCCCCUAUCAAACAAAAUCUUGGCUAAACUGCAUUGUGGAUCUUCUGAAUGAUCUUUUUAAGGUUCAAAACAAUGCCUGCAUAUUGUUUUAGAUGCUCAUUAUUUAGAUGCUCCCUGUCAAAUUUGUCCUCUGUUGUUAUUUCUUUACCUAGCCAUUUAUCGUAUCUGUUAUUUUAUUAUGACAAAAUCUUCAAUAGAUGAACACCAAAUUACCUCUAUGAGAAAUUGUUAUCUUCCAGUCUGCCACAUACCAACAAUAUGAAGCAACAUUUUUUAAUGAUGGUGUUUGAGAACACCUGUAUGAAAAGUUUCAGGGGUGAAUUCUACUUUUGUAACAUAAAGAAAUAAUGGAAAAGAUGCUUUGAUCCUGUUUUGUAUAAAUUGGCUGCAUGCAGAUAGUUUUAAAAUCAAUUAAGUUUUCUAAUAUGUUUUGAAUGAUUGCCCAGCAUAUAUUUCCAUUAGAUUCUGUUUGUAUUUAUUUUGUGCUUUCAGUGUUGAUAUUUGUUCCUUUGUUUUGUAUUCUUGUCAUUUGGAUUUUAAGGUCAUAAGGCCAUCACAGAAUAUGUACUUCUUUGUUAGAUUGACAUAACGGGUUAUGGUUGUUGCUGUUUAAGUUACCUCUUAAUGCUUUAUUUAGUCCAUCUAAGUUAAACAAUCUUUUUGGUAUUGUCUAGAGCAACCCCUGGCCACCUCAAACCUUUCUUCAGAAAUGUUUUCUUUCGGUUCACUGGCCAUAAUAUUUUUAUAACCUUCUGAAAAUGAGAAUAUCUGCUCAUUCACACUCAUCAGUGUUAGCACCGUUGCAUUGUAGGGGAGGUGCUAAAUUCGAAGGGUCAUGUCAAAUAUAACAUUGUGGGAGCAUGGGACCGUAGCCUUGAAUUGCAUUCUGUAGAUGGUAUGUUGACUUGUUUUUGCAAUUUAGUGUGUCAUUAAUAAAGAAUAAGACUGGCUGCUCUUUUUAUAAUCCAUCAGGUUAAAUCUCUGUGUUCAAGGUUAGAGCUAUACAGUAAUCUUAGGUUAUUGUUGCAUGCCCAUGCAGAAUAGUCCCUGUAAAAAAAUGCAUAUUUUGUGGUAAGAUUUGUGUUUUGAGUUGUUGAAUAUUUUGAUUGAUUACAUUAAAACUCUAAAGUAAUUGGGAUAGCAGAGAAACACAAAAGAGGUUAUUAAAUAGUAAAAUACCAAAAUGGAACAAGGAUGUAACUGACCAAUGAAGGCUGAGUUUUUUCUAGUGUUCAGAGCAUGAUGUAUGUUGAAGAUAAGUUCUUUUCAAUGACAUUGUAUUUCAAACAGAUUUCUAGAAACAUAGUUGUAUAAAUGGUUCCUUCUAGUAUAAAUAAGAUGCAUGUAUGAGUUUAAUAUAAAAAUGAAGUACAUCUGGACAAGAGCAAGCAAGUCCAUGAGCACUUUAUGGGUGACCUCUUCGGGUAGGAAUUGUAUAAAAGGGGUGGUAACAUAUACCAAGACUGGGUCUUCCAUGGAGCCUACAUGUCAACUCUGACCCUGGUUAACUUGGUAUUUUGUGGUUUUAUUGUAUUUUUCAGACACAGACAUGGAUCCCAUUGACCUAUGGACAGCAAAUACCAAACCUGAAGAUUCCUGGAGGUACAAUAAAGUUUUUGAUAUGCAGAGCACUGAACUAAGUUAUGAUAAGGGACUGUUAAUUAUUUAUCAGAGGUGUUACUGAGAAACUGAGUGGACUUGAAAUUUUCACAGGUCAAUAUUUGGGGGGGGGGCUCUUGGAGGUGUUUUGGGGAAGGAAAAUAAUUUACAAAGGUGUUUGUUCAAGUAGCAAAGCAAUGGUAAAACAAUGCCAUUAAAAAGUGUUUUCUGCCAAAGAAGAAUUGUAGUUAAAGUGUUAUUAUUUUCUAUAUGAUAAGAGACAAAUUUUAGGUGUGAAAAGUCAGUAAAAUGGACUAUCACAGUUCCAUGCAUAAUGUCCCAUAUUCUAAUAUGCCAUAUUCAAAAUAUCUGUUUUAACAAUUGUGGUGGUCAUUAGUCUUGUGAAUGAGUUAGUCAACCGUUAUUUGUGUCUUUAUAAAUAUAAGAACUUGCCAGGUUGUGAAAUUGUCCAAUUACACAGUAAGUUUCCAAGUGAUGUUGGUGAACACUCAAUUGAAGAAGCUGGAACUUUUGAUCGGUUAUACUGUUAUACUUGUUUCAAUAAAUAAUGAACUUGUAGCAAUUUGUUGGUUCAAUUGUUUUCAGAUAUUAUGGCUUCACACAGUUUUCAAUUCAAUUAAACGAUCCAGAAUAUGGUAUGUAUCAGGAGGAUGUACACUGUAGAUUGAAUUUGAAUCAAGGUUAGACUAUGGUUAAUUCAGAGAUACAUUGUAUAAAAAAUGCAGAAGUCAGAUAGUGAGGAACAUUUUUAUAAAAGGUAAUGAAGUAGUUUUUCGUAGCUCUGUUUGAAUGAGCUUUGGAAGUAAAUAUGAAAAUUUCUAUUGGCUACAUUUUGGGUCAUGUGUACUUAAGAGUGUGUCCAGGAGAGCACAUACCAUCUCACCGAUUUCAGUGAAACUUAGCUAGUUUAUAGGGUCUACCCCAAAACUCAAACAGACAAACUGGUUUCUGUUUUCUUUAUUUCUGGGGGGAGAUAGACCACCCCCUGUUUUUCUUGGCCUUCCCUGAGGAAAUCGCUUCAAAUUAGGUAAAAUGUAUGAAGCUCUUACUGUGAUGGUAUUCAACCGAUUACUUAAAGGGUUUUACAUACUUAUUGUUACAUCCUUAAUGAUUUUACGAUGCAAGUGUCAGUCAAUUUGAUCGAUGGCUUGUCGAUCAACAGAGGCAUAUAAAUGACUGUUUUAGAGUUUUCGAUUCCAUAAAUAUUCGAUUACUUUGAAGUCAAAUAUCUCCCCUUGUCAGAAAGCUCCAGCUCUAAUUUUAACUUCCCUUUAUAAUCCAUCACUUUGUCUCUGAAAACCAUCAAGAAAAUCUUUGGGUACUGCCGUAUUUUUGUCCAGGAUGCCUUUUAAAAUCUGUGGUUUUGACAAGCUUCUCUCAACUACACCUGCCACACAAUACUGGUUCUAAGCGCUCAUUUGAGCGAAUAAACCUACAUUUUAUUUAACAAUUGGCUCGCACGUCAUCGUGCGUUCAUCGAGAUAUGAAGCACGUGAGAAGUUUGGAGAGCACGAAAGAUGCGUAAGAGUUGUCUCGGCUACGCCUCGAGCAACUCUAGCUUCUUGAGUGCUCUCCAAACUUCCCAAGUGCUUCAUAUCUCGAUGAACGCACAGCUGACGUAUGAACCAAUUGUUUUAUAACAUUUUCAACCCGAUGGAAAAUUUUUUUUCUCGAGGGAUUUGUUUGCUGACGUCAUGAGCGUGCACAAUAGGAAUAUGAAGCACGCUCGCGCAAUUGAAUUUGAUUACACAAAUUUACAAGCUAUGUUAUAAAGCUCAUUAUACAAGAUGAUUGAUCAAGAAAGCUACAAAUGUGGGUAAAAGUGAAGAACAGUUCCCGAAAGAUACUGUCGGCCAACUGUCGCAAAUGUUAACAACUUUCAAGAUUUUUUUUAGGAGUGCAAAAUUUCAUGUUUGGAGAGAUGCAUGUAGGCGAAUAUAGCCUUCACAUGGCAGAAAACAUUGAUUAGUUUAUAGUUUGAUUAUUUAUUAUCAUUUCCCUCACGUUAGGAGAUUAUGAAGUCACAUGUAGCGUGUUGGCUGAUAAACCAGCUCACGUGUGCGACAACUUCGGCUUUACAGACGAGAAAUUCUGCCCUAUCAUUUGAGAUGGAAUAUCAACAGCUCCAUCAAAUUCAAGAACUGUGCUACUGUUCCGAAAAUAAAGCUAAAAUAGUGUUGUCGUUCUCAGUUACCGCCAUCAAAUAUUUCCAUGCUAAACUCCACCCAACUAACAUCUGUAGCGUGACCGGAAGACUUUUCGUAGGAAUCAUUCAAGCGCGUUGUUUCUGCUGUCUGCUGGAUAACAAUUUCAGAAUAUUCUCCAGAUAUCUAUGUGUAUUUGCCUUCUUUGAUCGUAAAAUAUCUGCUUUUUUUUUUUCAAGUAUUCUAUAACCAGAUGUAAAUCUAUAUCUCUCUCUAUCAAGUAUUGCGGCGUUGAAUUACGCGACUUAAGAAUGAGCCAGCAACAUUUUGACCAAUAGGCCUCCUGCCAAUUUCCCAAUUUUCCCAAUUUCCCGCUCCUUUUCUCACGCGCAUGAAAGGAUUUCAUGCCCGUGGCUGCUUAUAUCUUUUCUUGAGAUUUUCAAGCUCUCUGUUGCUGAUGUUGAGUUGGGCAUCUGAAAGGAUGAAGAUGUGUCAUUUCACAUUUCCUGAACCUGAUGUUUUUCUGUUAAUUGCGAGCUGAACUCGUUCUUUCGUAUUUACCAAUUUCAAUCCACUUCCAUGAAGAUCAUUGUCUCUCAUACUCCUGAGAUUGAUGAAGAGACUAAAUCUGUCUCCGGCAUAAAAGUCUGUUGCAUUCAUUGCGCUGUUUCUUUACCAAAUCUUCUGAAGACCUCUUCCCACAUAUCUUUUGUCUUCUUUCCUUGGCUGUAAACCUUAUUCGGAAUUCUACUCACAACCACAUUCACUUCAGUGAUGUCAAGUUUGAAUGUGUUCUCACUGUCUCUCGCACCAGCGACAUAUAGCUUGUAGAAUAGAGGAAGACCCUUCAUUGACCCCCACGGAACACUUAAGCUUUCAUUGAUUAUCAUGUCAGUCGCUUUCACGAUAAUGAUUGUCUUGAGAUGAAUGAGGUGCUGUUACGUAUAUGUAGUAAGAUCUCGUUCAUUAGGAAGUUCUUGACUGUGAAUUACUUCAGACUCAAGCUGGAUGUUUGUAAAUUCAUAGGCAAGCUGUGCGUUGUCAGAUCUUAUCCCAAAAUUGCUGGCAGGUGCUAGUCUGAGUUCAAAAACAAGCUCAUUAUAGAGAGCUUGUGGGAAGAAGACUCCCUGAUACUUCAGAAUCUCAUGAUCCAAUGGAAUCCUAUAUUUAUUCUCAUGAACAUCACUGAGCUUAUUCUCCUUGUCAACUCCUGAUUUCCUAUCUCCAGCAUUGCAUCUGAUCUUCGAAAGAUCAACAGACUAAAUAACUUCUCUGAGCAUGCUUGCUCUCUCAUUCUCAGUCGAGGAGAAGUUUUCAUAGAGCUUGAAGAGAUCGUAGCCAUUGGUGUCUUGCACGAUUUCUCCUACAAAUUUCACAGUCAACCUGUCAACAGGCGCUCGUGCGUCGUUGUUCACGAUAUAAUUGUUUGCAUGACCACUCCGUAUCCGUAUUCCGUAUCCAGGCACAAGGACAACUUCUUCAUCAAGGUUUGGAACUGGAACAUUGUGUUUCACAGAGAGAUGCCCUAUUGGGGUUAAGUGUCACUCUGUGAAUUACGCGAUCAGCCUUGAUGCGUUCUUUUUUCAAAAUUUUGCUUUUCUCACUGACUUCCAUUUAAUUAAUUAAUAAUUUAUUUCAAAUGGAUGAUUUUGAAGAUACUGAUCCUCUAUUGAAACAAUUUUCAAGCAUACCUUUUAUGUAAUAAUUCAACUCCAGCGCCAUCAGAUGAAGAAAUUCCAAUGACAACAAUGAACAGGGGAAAAGAGAAAGGGUCAAAAACCGCCGAAACAUCUUUCAUUGAAGGUGAUACUAACUUUGAAUUAGAAGGCAUGGGACUCCCUUACCAAAAUUAUCCUGAGGCAAAGGCUUUGGAACUCAAAGUUUCUUAUAGUAAAAGGGGACGGUGGCAGGUAAAGAUAUUUGGUCAGGGCAAGAGGACAUCCCUUGUAUGGUGAAGAAAGGUGUAAAAAAAAAAAAAAAGGUUGAAUCGAUCACUCCUGAAACAAUUUAAAACCUCACUUGGCCCGGAGCAAGAGAGAUUGAUUACACAGAAGGAUACAGAAAUUGAAGAGCUGCAGAAGUCUAUUCAGGAGGAUCGGGGGUUGCCGAGGAUGAGAAUGAAGACCAAGCUAUAAGAGAAAAGGUAAUAGAGCGGAAUGUUGCCCUUGAGAAUGAUAGAGAAGAACUUGAAGAAGGUACUUCACAGAGAGUGAGAGUAAGAAACAUCCUCAAGAAGUAUGGCUUCACAGUUUCAGCUGUUGUCCUGGCAGUUGGCACAACGAUCGGAGUUAUUAUUAGUUUAGUGACACAAAGCCUUCAGUCUGUUGCCAAAGGUCUUACUCUUGGAAGUCAGAUUGCGGGAAUUCUCCCAGGUCUCUUCCUUACAAGGGAUAUGUCCUUUUGCCUCAUGCUUCGUAUUCAGAGCUGUUAGAUCAGUGAUCAGCUUCCUCGGUCAAAAUGCAUGGCUUCUGAUAAUGGGAGUUGCUGUAGUUAUGGUCGAGUGAUUUCAGAGGAAGAAUCGAUGAAUCAAGAAGGCUGAGACCAUUCCAGUUGAAAUCAAUCCGACCUUCACCAUAUCAUGAUUUGUCUCUCUGUCGCUCAUGCUUCACUUUCCAUCUAACCUUGAUGGUGACUUCACCUGAACUUCAGUUGAAGUCUUGUUAAUUGAAUUUGACGGGUGAGAGGCCAGUCUGUUGAUCUUUUAUAAGCUCCCAUUAUGUGCCUUACUCCAACUGAUUUCGCCUCCAAAUUCACUGAUUUUGUCUGACUUUCUGAUUACAUCCUCAACCAAGAAGAGGAACUCACGUUGAGCUCCCUUACUGCUUCUUGAUGAACUCAAGAUUGAUCAUCUGACAUUUGCUUGUGCACCAAGAAUGCAAUAAACGAAUGCCUCAAUUGACUGAUUCAGUCUGACUUGUCUGCCAUGAAGAAGUCAAAUUGUCUCUCAACCCUACCGUUGUCAUUCGUUGUCAAGUAGAUCAGAUUGCCCGUGAUGGCUUUUCCACCGUCAUCGCCGAACUUGUUAUAACGACGAUAAGAGUUUGAAGUUGCUGAUGGUCCAAGAUUUGUGACAUAAACGAAAGCAGAUCAGAGACCGUGAUUAUCACAUUCUCUGAAGCGGAAGUCUGUAACUGGAAUUCUGCUCCUGAUAAAAUUCCAAAUUGUGCACAUAUUGGUUUGAACAAUGGCGUGUCACAAUUGACUCUGAAUUCCGCCCAUCUCAAAGAGAAUCCUUCCGGCGGUGAAGUAGAAGUGAAACGUCAGAAAUGACUUGAUCUGUUCUGGAACCUUGUCAAAUACCUCACAAGAUAUUCCGUAACCUGUCUUUGCGUACCAUACUGCGAAGUUGAGCUGUUGAGGCCAGUAGCUCAACGGAGGCAGAGGCAGAUUUGAAGACAAAGAGAGAGAAUGACCUCAUUGAUCCCAUUGUUGGAAAAAGAGAACCUGUUUUCAAGAUCAAUCAUUUCAAGCUGAUGGAAAUGGCAGGAGAAAAAAGCACACUUUACUCACCAAGAGAGAGCUGCAAGAAUCACUUGGCAUCAAGAAUGUUGAUAAUGAGAUCAGAUUAAAGCCAUACAUUUUCAUCAGACUCAGAAGCCAAACAAUUCACAUUCAGAACGUGGAAAGAAGCAAUGGAUUUCUUCAGAAUAAGUGGCAGUCGCCUCGCUGAAGGAAUCAAAAUAAGCGAUUAAUUAUUGACGCUACUGUGUACUGAUUUGAAAGACGCUGAAGCUUUUGUCUUGAAAAAUUGAUUUUUCAAACAUGAAAUUUUCAAAAAUCUAAUUUUUUUAUAUCUUAUAAAAAUGGAGUCGUUAAAACGACCAGAGUUCAUUGCAGUAGCAAAAAGACUCAGACUCAGAGGUUACAGCUGCUUAAGAAAGGUUGAAUUCAUCAAUCCCAUUUUCAAAUGGGUAAGAGGCCCAAGUCAUGCUGCGUGGAGCGAUGAUAGUGCUAUUUCGUUAACUUUGAUUUUACGCGAGAACGCUGGUCUGAAACUUUGACAUAACUGCUAUUGCAAGCUACAUGCUAAUUGCUUUAGCUUUCAAAAAAAUUCCAAAAUAAAAUCUACAGCAAGAAAACUAGUAAAUCAUAGUUAAGUAAUUGCUCACUUAACUGUGGUCUUUUUCUUAAAUACCUUCCUCCAGCUUGUGAUACUUAAAUAGCCUUCUUUUUUCACAGACGUUUCAUGCCACACCGACUGUCGAGUCAGAACAGAUAUUCGGCUCCUGGAAUGUGGAAAGGUUUGGUGAACAGGAAUUACAUUUUUGUCGCACUAUGAUUUAUAGGGAUUUUUACAGAUGAGCUUUGCGAAUUGUUUGAAAAGUUACCUGUUUGAAUAGUAUAGCCAUGGAAAACUCUACGUUCAAACUCCGAUCACGUAUUUACGAGCCAGCGUAUAAGCACUUUAAUGUCAAUGCUGUCCUUCAACUUUCACAAUAAUAAGUACAUUUACCUUGUGAGGUUAACAUAGUAAACUUUUCCCUUGAAGCUGACCGCUCUACACUAUCUCCUACCAUUUUUAAUGCUGUGUUACUAAAGAAUUUUUAUUACCCUUGUGUCUUCAAAGAUUGAUGCUUCCGCCAGCGAAAAGCAUCGCCUAGAGGAAAAGCAGAGAGGGGCUAGAAAGCAAAGGGACCUUGCUGGCCAGGCCUGGAUACCAAGGUAGUUUUAAUUAUUUAUUUUGACAGCUUCGUUGUUGUUUUGUUUUGUUUUGUUUUGUUUUGUUUUGUUUUGUUUUGUUUUGUUUUGUUUUGUUUUGUUUUGUUUUGUUUUGUUUUGUUUUGUUUUGUUUUGUUUUGUUUUGUUUUGUUUUGUUUUUUUUGUUUUGUUUUGUUUUUUUGUUUUGUUUUGUUUUGUUUUUUUGUUUUGUUUUGUUUUGUUUUUUGUUUUGUUUUUUGUUUUGUUUUGUUUUUGUCUUUGUUUUGUCCUUUUUCUCUUGUUUUGUUAUGAAUAGAAUUUAGGAACAACAGCAUUUGUUUUUUAUGGUCGAAUGUUAAAGUAACAUACAUGCAUGGACGAGUGAAAGAGCGGGAAAAAAUGCCUAAAUGUGAAAACGCAUGAAAACGUAGACAAUUGUACAAUUGUCGGUACGGUAUCAAUGCGCUUAUUGUUUUCCAAACUGAAAAAUGUAUUGCUUCCGUACAGAGCCUCACAUUAUCCGACAAUUGCUGGAAAUAACAACCCUCAACCCUGAAUCAAGACCUAUCAUGAAAACUGUCAUGGUAUAAUAGUCACUUUUCUUAAAAGUUCUUUCUUUGUGUUUAGAUGGUUUGUGUCUCUGGAAGAUGCGGAUUCUGGAACAUUCUGUUAUGUGUACAAAGGAGGUUACUGGAAAGCAAGGUUAAAGGGCCAAUUUGUGGACUCACCCUAUAUAUAUUGAAUAGGCUUUUUCGAUGAAAGCUACGUACGGCUUGUAUAUGGUGUUACGCUUUUUAGAUAUAUCUUGGAAAAUGUUCCAAUUUUUCUCUAGCUGUGGUUACAAUGCAUGGUUAAUACAAACCGAGCAUAACAGGAAUGAAUCUUAUCGUAUCGAAAUUUAUUUAUAACAUUAGAUGUAGAUUGAUAAUCAUGGUUUUUUAUUAAUUAUGUUGAUUCUCUAUCUUGCACAUGCCAAGAAAAAACAAGAAUCUUUUCGGCUUUGUUUUCGCUCGUAGAGGAAAACGUGAAGUUUGUACGUAUCCUCAGCCAAGAACUUGUUAGGUGCACUAGUAACUUAGAACAAAGAAAACAAGCAAGUCAAAAUGAUGAAGCCAAGAAAUAUGAUAGUGACUAAGCAAAGAAAACCAUUACAGGUUCUCAUAUCGAGGUAAACUACCAGAAAUAAAGAUAAUUAUACAAACUAAAAGAUAUCGUACAAGUACAUAUAGGUACAUAUAUUUACGUCUAAGUGUUUGAGAAAAAAUCACGACCCAUCACCAAAAGGUUGAAUUAAAAUUGUAACGCGGUUAAAAGGAAGACAGAGAUUGCUCGUUGACAUGAAAGGCUCUUCUCCUUUCUUAGGUGGACCAGUCACGUGAAUGACCUCUUUGUGUCUCGGAACCCC
Messenger RNA from Pocillopora meandrina, 29571 nucleotides. The record is from the annotation of a GenBank genome assembly. NCBI's taxonomy places the organism in Eukaryota, Metazoa, Cnidaria, Anthozoa, Scleractinia, Pocilloporidae.